Molecule: messenger RNA, 726 nt
Organism: Echinococcus granulosus
Lineage: Eukaryota; Metazoa; Platyhelminthes; Cestoda; Cyclophyllidea; Taeniidae
Product: Sodium-dependent phosphate transporter
Exons: 5
Coding region: 1-726 (241 amino acids)
Biological process (GO): phosphate ion transmembrane transport
Cellular component (GO): membrane
Molecular function (GO): phosphate transmembrane transporter activity
Source: RefSeq, a predicted model, not a curated record
AUGAAGGCGCAGGUGGAGUUUGUCACACUCGAGUCGAAUGGUAUUGCUUCCACCUCACCGGAGUUACUUACCACGGACAAUCCCGCUGCGAACCAAGGUCAAAAUUAUGAGGGCGGUGAAGCUAAUGUUGCAGGCCCAGGUGAAAGGGAUGAUGAUAGCAGUGUAACCGAAAUUGAAUCAGAACCACUGAUUGAGGACCGACCAGAGGAGGUACAGGUCUUCUCCUUUGCACAAAUCCUCUCAGCCAUUUUUGGGUCCUUUGUGCACGGCGCCAACGACGUGAGUAAUGCCGUCGGACCCGUGGUGGGUUUAUGGUUAGUGGCCAUCUCCGGCAAUCCACUUGAAUCGGCUCCCCCGCCAAUCUGGAUCCUCUUUUAUGGCGGUGUCGGCAUCUCCAUCGGUCUCUGGGUGUGGGGUCGCAAGGUCAUGGAGACUGUCGGUUCUGAUCUAACUACCAUCACGCCUUCCAGUGGUGUGUGCAUCGAAGUGGGAUCUGCGGUGACAGUGUUGAUAGCCAGCAAUCUGGGUAUCCCCAUCUCGACAACUCACUGCAAGGUAGGUUCAGUGGUGUGUGUGGGACGUUUCCGCGCCAAGUCUAACGUCAACUGGAGGCUCUUCAUUAACAUUGUGAUUGCCUGGGUCGUCACCCUUCCCGUCUCGGCUGGACUCUCAGCUCUUAUCAUGUAUGCAUUUACCAGAACUCAACCUCUCCUGUCCACACCUUAG